Nymphaea colorata (pocket water lily) is the source of this 2249-nucleotide messenger RNA. Its product is annotated as pentatricopeptide repeat-containing protein At3g29230-like. The transcript is spliced from 2 exons. The record is from RefSeq and is a predicted model, not a curated record. Gene Ontology annotation, biological process: RNA modification. Gene Ontology annotation, molecular function: RNA binding; protein binding. NCBI's taxonomy places the organism in Eukaryota, Viridiplantae, Streptophyta, Magnoliopsida, Nymphaeales, Nymphaeaceae. The coding region runs from base 292 to 2229 and encodes 645 amino acids.
AUCCAGUAUGUGAACAUACUUUGAGUCUUGACACAGUUCCUCACAAGAUGAGCUAAAAAGACUUGUCCUCCUUUGGAACGUGGAGCCAUUUUGUGCCCAAAUGGGCAUUUACAGGAGCUCUCGCCCACCUUAUAAAGGCGGCGAGCCUCCUCCCAGCAUGUUUGCACCGGAAACGCCUUGAAAAAUCGGGAGAAAGAGCCGUUAAAGCGAGAGUUGUAACCGCCAAGAGAGGGCGGAACAGAGGAGUUGAUCGAAGAAGUGAGAACGCCAUGAGGAGGGAGCCUGCUUUCGAUGCCGCCUCCCCUUCACCUCUCGGAGCUCUUUCAGCACUGCUUCACCACCCAGCAACUCAAGCAGAUCCACGCUUACCUCCUUGUCACCGGCCUCUUCACGGACGAGUUCGUCAUCAAUAAGCUUCUCCGCCGUUGCUCCCAGCUUCGCAAUGUCCCUUACGCGCGGCAAUUGUUCGAUGAAAUCCCUCAGCCCAACGUGUUCCUCUGGACCGCCUUGAUUCAUGGGCAUGUCGAGAAUGGGAUGUACGAAGAAGCUUUGCUCCUGCACCGAUCUAUGGUGGGGGUUGGCACUGCUCCUUUGAGUUUCACCGUCUCUUCUGUUCUCAAGGCAGCGCUCGGGUUGUCUCAGGUGCAAUACGGUGAGUCGAUUCAUGGGCAGGCGCUGAAGUUUGGUUUGGAGUCUGAUUUGGUUUCGGCUAACACCAUUCUUGACUUCUAUUCGAAAAGUGGGUGCUUUGAUUCUGCCUAUCGGCUGUUUGAUUUAAUGGUUCACAGAGAUGUUGUUUCGUGGAACGUGAUGAUAGCUUGUUGCUGGAGGAAUGGAGAAGUUGGUCGUGCGAAACAGUUGUUUGAUGAAAUGCCUGAACGGAAUGUGGUUUCUUGGACGACGAUGAUUUGUGGGUAUCUUAAGACAGGGGACAUGGUUGCUGCACGUUUUCUAUUUAGCCAGAUGGGUCAUCAUGAUGUCGCUUCCUGGAAUGCCAUGAUCAGUGGCUACGUAGACUGUGGUGACCUUCAAGCUGCUCAAGAUCUUUUUGAGAGGAUGCCAGGGCGAGCUACUCGACCUUGGAACCUGUUGAUUGAUGCUUACUGUAAGGUUGGGGAUAUGAAGGCAGCGCGUGGUUUGUUUGAUGAAAUGCCUGAAAGAGAUGUGGCAUCAUGGACAAUGAUGGUUGAUGGUUAUGCAAAGAUUGGAGAUAUAGGGUCUGCUUGUUUCUUGUUUGAUCAAAUGCCUUUGAAGAACCUCAUGUCGUGGACAUCUAUGAUAAAUGGCUACACAAAGAAUGGGGAACCAUACAAGGCACUGAUGCUAUUCAAGGAAUUGCAAGAAACUGGGCUUAGGCCAGAUGAAACUUGUGUUUUGAGUGUUAUUCCUGCUUGUGCACAGUUAGGAACACUCAACAUCGCUGAGAAGAUUGUCCAAGAUUAUGUCCGGUCGGGUCCAUGGUCUAACCUUCAACUAGUCACUUGCAUAAUUGAUAUGUAUUCAAGGUGUGGGAGUAUUGGAAAGGCAUUUCAAGUGUUCAGGGAAACUUCCAAAAAAGAUUUGGUCUGCUACAGUGCCAUGAUCACAGCUUUUGCCCAUCACGGUAUGGUGCAUGAUGCAAUACAACUUUUUGAGGAGAUGUUGAGAGAGGGCAUCAAGCCAGACGAAAUCAUCUUUAUUGGCAUUUUGACUGCAUGUAGCCAUGCAGGGUUGGUUGACGAAGGCAGGAAGUAUUUUAACUCCAUGACUACGGACUAUGAAUAUCUGCCCUGCGCUGCUCACUACUCAUGUAUGGUUGACCUUUUUGGCCGUGCUGGGUGCUUCGGGGAGGCUUAUCAGCUUAUCCAGAGUAUGCCUAUGGAACCGCAUGCUGGCAUCUGGGGGUCUCUGCUUUCUGCUUGCCGGCUUCAUUGUAAAGUUGUGCUAGCUGAAAUUGCUGCGGAACGACUAUUCGAGUUGGAGCCACAUAAUUCUGGCAAUUAUAUUCUUUUGUCGAACACAUAUGCAGCAUCACGUCAGUGGAGCAAUGUCUCCCAGGUUAGAGCAAAAAUAAGAGGAUUUAGAGUUAGAAAAACUCCAGGAUGUAGUUGGAUUGAAAUAGAUUCUUCAAUCCAUCAAUUUGUCAUGGCUGAUAGGUCACACCCCGAAUCGAACAGUAUCAAAUUAAUGCUGGACUUACUUGGUCAUGAAAUGAAACUUCUUGGAUAUACAUUUCAGGAAGCCUUAUAAGCUUUUUCUUUUCUUAGCAA